Molecule: messenger RNA, 150 nt
Organism: Phyllostomus hastatus (greater spear-nosed bat)
Lineage: Eukaryota; Metazoa; Chordata; Mammalia; Chiroptera; Phyllostomidae
Product: keratin-associated protein 19-7-like
Exons: 1
Coding region: 1-150 (49 amino acids)
Source: RefSeq, a predicted model, not a curated record
AUGAGCUACCACGGCAGCUACUACAGAGGCCCUGGCUAUGGCUAUGGUGGCUUCGGUGGCCUGGGCUAUGGCUGUGGCUACAGAGGCUAUGCGUGCGGCUGCUGGCGUCCGUGCUGCUAUGGAAGGUACUGGUCCUCUGGCUUCUACUGA